Branchiostoma belcheri (Belcher's lancelet) is the source of this 1434-nucleotide messenger RNA. RefSeq names its product zinc finger BED domain-containing protein 4-like. Gene Ontology annotation, molecular function: protein dimerization activity. The record is from RefSeq and is a predicted model, not a curated record. The transcript has a single exon. NCBI's taxonomy places the organism in Eukaryota, Metazoa, Chordata, Leptocardii, Amphioxiformes, Branchiostomatidae. Bases 1 to 1434 code for a protein of 477 amino acids.
AUGUAUGAUGUCGCACUGAAGGCCCUGAAGUCAGAUCUGAGUGAUGUGGAGUGUGCUGCACUGACAGGUGAUGGAUGGACAUCGAGGGCCACAGACCACUUUCUCACCAUCACUGUCCAUUAUAUCAAGGACUGGCAACUGAAUGUGAAAGUAUUACAGACCCUGAAAGCAGAUGUUGCACAAACAGGAGAAAACAUCGGCAUAGAAAUAGAAGACUGCCUGAAGGAGUUUGGGUUGACUGACAAGGUAGAAGUCAUGACUACUGACAAUGCCAAGUCUAUGGUAAAUGCCACGCAAAAGGCUGGGGUCCGUCUGUCCAUGGGGUGCUUUGCCCACACCUUGAAUUUAUCGACACAGAAGGUGAUGGCUGUGGAAUCUGUCUCUGCCAUGAUAAGCAUGAUUAGGCCGGCCAUCACAUAUUUCAGGAGUUCCUAUAUGGGCAAAAUCGUGCUGAAAGAAAAACAAACAGCUCUUCAUCUCCCCGAACACCGGCUACUCCUCGACUGCAAGACGAGAUGGAAUAGUACGUAUCUCAUGCUGGAGCGAUUCCAGACGCAGUACCCUGCCAUUGUUGCUGCUUCCAUGGAUGAAAGACUGAAAAACAAGGAGGGAUUCAAGAAGCUGCAAAAAUGCGACAGUGACACUGUGGAAAAGAUCCAGACCUUCCUUCGUGUGAUGAAGAUUCCCUACCUAAUCACGGUGGCCAUGUCAGCAGAAAAACGCCCCACCUGUGGUCAAGUUCUCCCCAUGAUGGACAAACUGAGAAAGCAUCUCAGUCCAGACGAAGAAGCUGACGAUGCGUUCGCCUGUGACAUCAAAGCUGUCAUCCUAAGUGACCUGGAAACACGCUACCAGGAUACAGACAGAGUGGAGUUCCUAGAAGAAGCCUCUGCCAUGGAUCCUAGAUUCAAGGGAAUGGCCACAGAUGAAGUCUGGGAAAGAGUGGUUACUGCCAUUGACUCUAGACAAGAGGUCCACGUCAAAAAGGAGCCCAAUGACGUCACAUUCACACCCACAGCCACGGCUGCCAGUGCUGCCACGCAGUUGGAAACGAAGACACAGAACGAGGAAGUCCCUGCGAAGCUGGCAAAGCUAUCUGCUAUGGAAGAGAUCUUCGUGGAUGACGAUGAUGAUGUAGAGGUCCUUCACGUGGAACCACCUUUACCAGUCAGAGUUAGGGCACAGCAGGAAGUACACACUUAUAAAAACCUUCCCAAACUCCGCUCCACCGAUGACAUUGUGGCCUUCUGGAAGGAAAGAAGCCUGAGCCUUCCACUGUUGAGUGGCCUGGCCAAGCGUUACCUGGUUGUACCUGGAACGAGUGUUCCUAGUGAGCGGGUAUUUAGCACAGCUGGAGACUUAGUCUCCGCUGAAAGAGCCUGCUUAGAUCCGGACAAUGUUAAUGUCCUACUUUUUCUGAACAAGAACACUUAA